AGGCGCAAUGGCCCAGUGGUUAGUGUAGCGGACUUGCGGUCAUAGAAUCGCGGUUUCGAUUCCCAGACCGCGCGUUGUGAGUGUUUAUUAAGCGAAAACAUCUAAAGUUCUACGAGGCUCCGGCAGGGGAUGGUGGCGAACCGUGCUGUACUCGUUCACCACAACUUUCUCUCUCUUACUUCCUGUUAUUGUUGUGCCUGUAAUUCAAAGGGUCAGCCUUGUCACGCUGAAUAUCCCCGAGAACUACGUUAAGGGUACACGUGUCUGUGGAGUGCUCAGCCACACACACGUUAAUUUCACGAGCAGGCUGUUCCGUUGAUCGGAUCAACUGGAACCCUCGACGGAGUGCCAACAACAUUAUAUCCGAAGUGUGGAAUCAAAACUUGUUAGGGAGAGCAAACCAGGUUGAUUUAUUUUUUAAUCAUAUCAAAACAAUUACAGGGACGGGCGUCAACUAUAAUAGGUGGUCCACAUAAGUUGGGAUGGCGAUCUUUUGUUUUUCCUGUUUCGUUUUUCUAUACUGCUGCCGGGGUCGAUAAAUUAAAGUACCAGUUGCUUACGAGGGUCGACCUAAUCCGAGAUUUUUAUCUUUGGUAAAAAGCUUAGACAGGUGAAAAAAAUACCCAUUUCCCCGAAAGUGAAACCCAAAAUAAAGUCAAAGAAAAAAAAAACUGUAGUUAGUGAACCAAGAGUUGUCGAACUUGUUUCUAUUGCAAUUGUUAACCGCCAGAUGGGACGUCGCUCAGUCUUUCGCUUUUAUGUGGCGCCAGUCGAACCAGCAAGAGAAUUCAUUCAUUCCAUUUCCCAAGAAAAGAAUAACUGAAACAUGUCUUUGACAAUUCCGGAGCGUGUUGAACUUAUUUUUCUGUCUGGUCGUGAUGGUGCAACGAAUAGAACCGUUGCUGACACCUUCAACCAAAGGCAUCCUGGAAAAGCCGUAUCGCAUACGACAGUCGGUCGAUUGGUCCAAAAAUUUCGUGCAACAGGCAGUGUGCACGACAAAUUUCGAAGUGGUCGCCCUGUGAUAUCAAACGAGACACGUGUAUCUGUCAUAAACGAGCUUCAAAAGAGUCCUAAGAAAUCUGUGCGAAGACUGUCGCAAGAAAUUGGCGUUCCUCGUACAACAAUGCGACGCAUUAUAAAAGCUGCAGAAGCCUGCAAACUGGCCACGUCUCACUUGAAAUCCCAUCAAUUUCCACCAAUCUCUCUUCCUUAUGAUGUCGAACAUCUUGAAGGAUGCAUGCGUGCAGCAGAUCCUGAGGAUCGAAUCACAAAAGCAGAAGUUCCAGCUGCUGAUGCACCACCUGAAUGAGCAGUGAUGGGACGUGUGUGUGUGUGUGUGGACAAGACCAGACAGAAGCUGGACAGUCACACCGAGUUAUGCAUCGCCAGUUGUACGGAAUGUUUCCUUGAUAUGGCUGAUUUUGUGUUCAACCAGUUGGAAAGUGUCCAGGAGAUAGCCCAGCCAAAGAUGAACUGAUGUGAUGAUGAGGAUGAUUGUAGUGAAUAUUGGUGCUGCUAAAAACAACUGCAAUAAUAAUGAAGAAGAAUGUGAUGAAAAGUCUUCAUCUAUUGUUCUGUUCAUAUAGAGACAGAAAGCUGUAGAUUUGUACAGAGAGGUGGUAUGUAACUUACAUUUACCAAAUAUGUUCUCCCAUUAUUUCUGCUCCUUCAGUUCUGCAUCCAGCAGAGAGUUCAUUCUGCAUAAACUAUUCCUACUUUGUCACGUUUAUAAUUUUGACUGCUAUUACUAGUAAAAUGGGCAGUGAAAUUUAUUAUUCUUUUCGGCACAUGUCAUGUAAAUGUUAUCUUAAAGGUAUCAUUUGUACAUAUACAUGCAUACACACUCACACAUAUUAUUCUUAAACAAGAAUGUUGUUAGUGACUUCGAAGUUUUGGCCAGCUAAGUCUUCAUCACACUGCUAUUAUAUCUUGCAUAGAUGUUAUCUUUAAGUCUGGUGAUGGGUUAGCUGACUGAACCUUCGCAGUCACUGUCAGUGACAUUCUUGUUUAAGAAUAAUAAAUUUGUACACUUCAAAAGUAUAGGGUUAUCCACCAUCAGGUUAAUGUAAAAUUUUUUUAUUAUAACUGAACAUAAAAAUAAACUUUAAUAUAUAUAUAUAUAUGAUAGGAUUGCUUCAAUGUUUCAGGGGUAGUCUGAAGUAUCUAAGCAACCAGGGGGUAGUUAAAUCCGAAGGCACUCCUAGAGAUUACUUGUGUGGGUACCGUCUUCGUUAGAAGGUAUCCAGAGGCAGGUAAUUUAUUAUUUAAACCGCAGUUUGUAAUUAUAAUUAAGUGGAGAAUGGAGAAACAAACACAAGAAGAAGCAAGUCAAUUGGGCUAGUUAGACAUUGAUUUAAUU
Molecule: messenger RNA, 2362 nt
Organism: Octopus bimaculoides (California two-spot octopus)
Lineage: Eukaryota; Metazoa; Mollusca; Cephalopoda; Octopoda; Octopodidae
Source: RefSeq, a predicted model, not a curated record